Molecule: messenger RNA, 843 nt
Organism: Entelurus aequoreus (snake pipefish)
Lineage: Eukaryota; Metazoa; Chordata; Actinopteri; Syngnathiformes; Syngnathidae
Product: myeloid-associated differentiation marker homolog
Exons: 2
Cellular component (GO): membrane
Source: RefSeq, a predicted model, not a curated record
AUGACACACAUUGACGUUCACUCCCUCACCCAGCCGGUGGGCAUCCUGCGGUUGAUGGCCAUCGUCCUAACCUGUAUGACUUUUAGCCUGGUGGCAUCAGUGGGGCUCGUCGAUUCUACGUACUGGGAAUGGUGCAUGUUCACCUGGUGCUUCUGCUUCUUCUUCACCCUCCUCAUCGUCAUUUUGGAGUUCACCACCUUCAGCACCAAGUUACCCUUUGCCUGGGAUGACUUCACCACCGGCUUCGCAAUGCUGGCGAGCCUCAUGUGCCUGGCCGCCGCAGUCAUUUACCCCAUUUUUUUCACCUGCCGUGUAUGUCACCGGCAGAUCGGUGCCUCUGUGGUAGCGUGGGUGUGCUCCGGGGUGUACGUUGGCGAGGUGACUCUGACUCGGCUUCGUCCGAGUGGGGAAAUCCGUGGCUUCCUCUCCACAUUGCCUGGUUUGUUGAAAAUGCUGGAGAUUUUCCUGGCCUGUCUUAUCUUCACGUCUCUGGAGAGCAGCCAGUACUCAGGCACCCCUGGACUGCAGUGGUGUGUGGCCGUGUACUCCUUGUGCUUCAUCUUGGCCAUGCUUAUCAUCCUGCUCACUGUCGGACAGCUGACCUCGCGGUUACCGUUCUUUGACAAGAUGGUGGUCGUGUAUGACGUUUUAGCAGCGGUGAUGUACAUGACAGCUAUGGUGAUCUGGCCUCUUUAUAGCUUCCCAAACAACGCAAGACCCCCGAACUGUGGUUUCUUGUGUUCAUGGGAUAAACUGGUGAUGGUCAUCUUCAUGACUAUCCUCAACUUCUGUGUUUACACCCUGGACUGCGUCUACUCCAUCAAAAAUGUGCUUUUUACUCAA